This is a messenger RNA of Xyrauchen texanus (razorback sucker), 2387 nucleotides long. RefSeq lists its product as uncharacterized. The coding region runs from base 399 to 968 and encodes 189 amino acids. The record is from RefSeq and is a predicted model, not a curated record. NCBI's taxonomy places the organism in Eukaryota, Metazoa, Chordata, Actinopteri, Cypriniformes, Catostomidae. The transcript has 4 exons.
CUCCGGGAGUCGUUUUUUAAAUCACCACAGCCUUAACAAUAUAAAAUAAAAUUGGUUCACGUGUAUCAUCGCAUGCACAGUCUGCAUGUCGAUUUAAAUUAAUGCAACAGUGUCCGUGUUCACUUAUAAUGAUACUGGAAAAAUAUAUGAAAUAAGAAUAAGCCAUUGAAGAUUAAGGCAUCCCAUGCAGAAUCGAUGUGUGCCGACGUAUAAAGGUUUUCAGUCGUCAUUUGUGCUUGUACAUGUGCUACAUGCUCGACUGCGGUAGAACUGCGGGCUUCCUCAGCAUCAGCAUCUCCAUCGAUUCGCGUCAUUUAGGAGACUAGAGUGCUUUGGCUUGCAGACGAGGGCACGGUACGAAUCGGUUUGAAGCAGCAGACAUAGAUGUUGAACCCUGCAUGGGAGAGGCGAUGAAGUCUUAUCCAUCAGCAGAAGCUUGUAUGGUGUUAUUGUUUGGGACAUGUAUGGUGGGUGUGGUCACUGCCACAAAUCCAUAUCAGAAACCUGGAUUCUUUGACUUUGACUCCUGGUUCUGGAAUACUCCUCGAGGACCACAGAUGUUUGCCUGCAUCACCUACAUGGAGAAGAAUCUUCAGAUUGAUUGUGAAUUCCCAGAGACACAGAAGAUCCCCGGGCCAUUCUGCGAGUUCAAACAGGAUGGGCGACUCAUGGGUUCUACCUACCCUAACACUCCGGUCCACAUGAUCCCACCUAUUGAGACUCGAAGGCGAACAAAUGUCUCUUUGGUGCAACCUAACAUUUGUCGCCUCACCUGGAUGCCUUUGUCUGAUGACCGUGCAUACAGCUACACGUGCAGGGUUUAUCAGGGCAGCACCUGGAAAGAGAACAGUAUGGCAUACCAUCAAAGAAAUCUUCUGGUGUGCUCUGCAUUGAGCAUAUUGUUCCACACAGGACCAUGGAUACAUGGAGUUGUGAUAUCACUUUCUGUUUCUCUUGGCCUUCUGUAAGGAUGACCUGUCCAACUUCCAGCACUCUAAAACUUAAAGCCAUUCUCAUAUAUUAUUUUCCUUUUACAUUUAAAUGUAGAUUUGUAUUUAGUUGUUUUUGCCAUUUUAUAUUGUUAUGUUGACUAUUUGCAUAAUUUUAUGCUUUACAGACCCACUUAAAGUUUCUAUGGAGCUCAAAAUCAUUACAUCAUUAGGAUUCAUUAUAAAAGAACAAACUAGAAAUAGAACACGAUGCACAUUACCCACCGAAAUUUAUUGAAAUGUGUAGUUACUUGAUUUUCCUAUCCAAACAAACACAAAUAUUGCAACAGUUCUAUCUAUGAUAGAAUGGCCUGAAAUGAUCAUUUACAGCCAAAUUAGUAUUGAUGAAUGUGGCAUGCCUGAAAACUGAAGACUUGUAUGUCAAUUGAGCACUUUGCAUUGUAUUCAUUGGAUGGCACCAAAAAAUAUAUUCAGAAGUUUGAGGUGGUGAGAUGGCAUCCAAAACAUUUAUCACCUAAAUUAUUCUUUAUUAUCAUAAAUGUAUAUUUUUGUUUUGAUACAUUGAACCUGUAUACAAUAUCCAGUCAUAUGCUUCCUUCACAAUUCAUAAAAAUCAAUAAUAGAUUUGCUCAAUAGAGUAAAAUCUUUAUUGCUGACAUUUUUUUAUAUUUAUAAAAAAAUUAUUGAGUGAAAUCAUUGUAAGAGUAAUCUGAAAACCUUAUUAGUUGGCUAGUUUAUCGAUCCAAGCAUUAUGUUCAGUGCAAUAUGCAUGACAGUGCUGCUAUAUACAUUAUCAUUGCCAUAGAGCCUCUGUUUGUUACCUAUAAAAAGACUGCUCUCUCUGAGGAACAUCCCCACUGCCAACAUAUUUUAUUCCAACACUUAAACCUGAUUUAGAGUCAGAACUCAUUAUACUGUUCACAAAAGCAACUCAAGGACAUUUUCAGUCAAGUUUCAAGGCAAAGAAUGAUAUAGGCGUGGUAAAGAAAACAAGUACAUAGGAAUGAUAGUAUUAAGGCAAUAUAACUAAGCGUGACAAAGUAUAUUGAUGUACUCAUACAUGUAUUCAUUUAUGUCUUAAAUUGCACUAGCAUGCACAGUGCAGCUGCUUAUGCACACACUUCACUGCACUGCCUGCUUCAAUACAAAGUUAAGCUACUUUUUGCACAUGCUUUCUUGCAUAAAACUUAGGUCCCUUAGAUUUGCUUAAGGUGUCACAAAACUAAGCUUUUGCAAUGUCUGCAAUGUUUGAAUUAGGCUAUGUGUUUCAAUUUGGGCAUAAUGACUUACAAAGAUUGCAUAGCAAUAUACUCAAGCACUAAAAUGCACAUUUCAUGCACAUAUACAUGUGAGGAAAACUGUCUCUUUCCCUUUGUCUCUCUUUCUGAAGGAUCUAUUGAGAAAUGUCACAGGAAACAAUAAAGGAAAACAGAGUUU